Molecule: messenger RNA, 1636 nt
Organism: Mytilus californianus (California mussel)
Lineage: Eukaryota; Metazoa; Mollusca; Bivalvia; Mytilida; Mytilidae
Product: tetratricopeptide repeat protein 38-like
Exons: 14
Coding region: 125-1525 (466 amino acids)
Molecular function (GO): protein binding
Source: RefSeq, a predicted model, not a curated record
CGGAUCUUAAUUGUUAGAUUGAUUAAAUACAUAGCAAGCAGAUAUAAAAAAAAAAAACAUUUAACAUAGAAGAAUAUUACUUUAUUCUCAUUGUUUCCAAGUCAAACGUACUAGAAAAAAAUUAAUGAUGAUGAGAACAAAUUGGCGUGGCUGUAAGGAAUGGGCCAAUGAAGGAGUUCCGAUUACUACUACAAGUGAUGAAGCAAGUAAAAUGUUCGAUGCAGUUUUAUCUCAAUACGUGGGAUGGUACGAAGACAGUUCACUAGGAGGAAUAGAAAAUAGUAUAAAUAAAAUGGUUGACGCAGAUCAAGACUUUGUUCUAGGUCACGUAAUAAAAAAUGGUAUCAAGUUGUCAGGCCUUUCAACAAAUAUGGAAUUAAAUUCAGAGUUUAGAGAGACAAUUAACUACAUGCUGGAUAUAGCUAAGAAGCAAGCAAUUUCAGACAGGGAAAAGAAGCAUGUGUCUGCUGUAGCUUUAUGGGCAGAAGGAAAACUAACACAGGCAUGCAAAAUUUGGGAGGACAUACUGAUUGAGACACCUACUGAUAUGUUGGCGCUGAAAUUUGCCCAUGAUUGUUAUUUCUGCUUGUCGUAUCAUCAACAAAUGAGAGACUCUAUAGCGCGUGUCUUACCUUUCUGGAACACAUCACUACCUUUAUACGGAUACAUCUUAGGAAUGCAUGCUUUCGGUCUUGAGGAAACACAUCUGUAUGACGAAGCUGAAAAGCAGGCUAAAAAAGCUUUAGAAAUAAAUAAACAUGAUGGUUGGGCUACUCAUGCUUUGUCACACGUUUAUGAAAUGACAGGACAGCAUGUAAAAGGAAUAAACUUCAUGGCAAGUACUGAAAAUGACUGGAAGGUUUGUGGAUUGACAGCUUGUCAUAACUACUGGCACUAUGGACUUUAUCAUAUCGAACAGGGUAACUUCGAAGAUGCUUUUCGACUUUUCGAAAAAGAGAUAGGCAAAAGAUCCCUCCAGUCCAAGUCAACCAUGGAAAUUGUUAAUUCCGUGUCAUUCCUGUACAGACUCAAAUUCGAAGGAGUACCAGUAAAGGAAAAGAUGUACGAUUUCUAUGAAGUUUGUAAAAACCAUUUAGAUGACCACGUAAUGGGUUUCAACGAUGCACAUUAUAUGAUGGCUUGCCUCGGAGUUGAUGAUACCAAAUCUGCCAGGAAUUUUGAAGAUUCAAUAAAAGAAUUUAUAAGAUGCGGGAAUGGUGACACACGUGAUGCCAUGAACACCGUUGGUCUUGAUCUGUGUGAAGCGUUUGCAGCCUACGAGGAUCAACAGUUCAGUGCUGCUGUUAACAUCAUUUAUCCAAAACGAUAUCAAAUAGUCAAACUUGGUGGAAGCAAUGCACAGAGAGAUGUUUUUAAUUUGUUUAUAAUCCAUGCUGCACUUAAAUCAGAUGACAAGAAACAUCAAAAUUUGGCCAGGAUGUUGAUAUCAGAAAGGGAAUGUUUGAAGGCAAAUUCACCCCUUACCACUAGACUAAAGGCAAAAUUGUACAAUACGUCAUACUGACGUCUUUGAAAACUUUAUUGUUGGUUGAUCUAUGAUUUAACUUAGACGGUUAUUCAAUAAAAUAUUGUUCAGAGUCCUAAAUAAUGAAUUUAAAGAUUUUUCAGUUUGUUG